Messenger RNA from Drosophila ananassae, 1156 nucleotides. RefSeq names its product DNA-directed RNA polymerase III subunit RPC9 (gene Polr3I). Gene Ontology annotation, molecular function: nucleotide binding. The record is from RefSeq and is a predicted model, not a curated record. Bases 272 to 808 code for a protein of 178 amino acids. The transcript has 4 exons. NCBI's taxonomy places the organism in Eukaryota, Metazoa, Arthropoda, Insecta, Diptera, Drosophilidae. Gene Ontology annotation, biological process: transcription initiation at RNA polymerase III promoter. Gene Ontology annotation, cellular component: RNA polymerase III complex.
CAGAAGAAGAUUAUUAAAUAGAAAUUUUAAUAAAUGCUCUCAAAUAGCGGUCAUAAAGUAUAUUUAUUAAUCAGAUGUUUAAAAAAAUUGUAUAAAUUACACAAUUCUAUCUUUAAAUUAAUCUUUUAUGGCGCAAACCUCUACAAAAGGUGCAAUUCAUUCCCCGCGAUAGCUGAAUAAGUGUUGGAAAACACAUACGUGGUAUUUUUUUUGGUAUAAUUCAUGUAACUCACGAACGGUAACAUUACGGCGCUGUUGGAACCACAACAACAUGGAAACCAUUAAUCCGACAUACUCGUACCUGACCAACCUGGAGGUGAUGAAGAUCCUCCAGAAGAUCAAGAGCACCAAAAAGAAGUUCGGCAUGCGGAACUUGGCCACUGUAACCUACGAGGCGCUGCAAUACCUGGAGGACUCGCCGUGCAAAACCCAGACCCGGGAAUCCAUUAUAAACUACGUGAAGGAUCUCUCUAGCUACCGAUUGAAGUCUCACGAGAUUCUGCAAAUGGUCAACGAUCCGCCGACCAGUGCUCUCCACACGCAGCUGCUCAUUGACGACAACAAGGUGCCCUUGACGGACGAAGAGAACGAGAAGAUCAUCCAGCUGAGCUACAAACACUUCCAUAGCGGAGCCGACAAUAAGGAGGCCAAGGAAGCCAAAGAAGCUGCUCCGGCAGGCAAGGAAGCUGCAACAGAAGCAACGAGCAAAGCUCCAAAGGCACCAGCAGCUAAGAAGCAAUCCACUCCGGCGGAACAGCCCAUGGAGGUGGAUAGCAAAGAGACUACGGAAGCACCCCCACAAGAAUGACACCGACUGGGGUUUAGUCGUUCAACGUUUUUUUUUAAUUUAUUUUCCUGUUGAUGUAGCGUACAAAAUAAGCUAAACAAUAGUAAAUUAUAUUUAAGAGAAGUUGUUAACGCUUUUGAUCCCCCAAGUCCUCGAUGACGUCCUCGUCGAUUUCGGACCACUUGUCGGGAAUAACGUCGAAGAGGUCAUCCUUGACAUCGCCCUGGAUGACGAUCUCGUCCUCGCCGGUAACUGAUGAUCCGCAGGCGAACUUUGUGCCAAAGAAUUUGGCUGCCACUUUGAGAUCAAUGUCUGCAAGAUAUAUUUUAUGAAAUAUUAGGCACAACAAUAAAAUAAUAUAAAAAUAUA